Molecule: messenger RNA, 1690 nt
Organism: Propithecus coquereli (Coquerel's sifaka)
Lineage: Eukaryota; Metazoa; Chordata; Mammalia; Primates; Indriidae
Gene: EPM2A
Product: epilepsy, progressive myoclonus type 2A, Lafora disease (laforin)
Exons: 5
Coding region: 351-1337 (328 amino acids)
Biological process (GO): protein dephosphorylation
Cellular component (GO): nucleus; cytoplasm
Molecular function (GO): starch binding; carbohydrate phosphatase activity; protein tyrosine phosphatase activity
Source: RefSeq, a predicted model, not a curated record
ACUGGACAAUCGAGGGGCUUGUGAGAAGUUUUCCUUCCUUUCCUAAUCCGUUCUCUUUUCCUUUGCUUUUGUUCGCCGCGUCCCCAGUACCCCGAGUGGACAUCAGCCGCCCGCGGGGCUGCGGCGCGGACAGAGGCACCUGGUGGCUCCGCUGCCCACUUGCCGCGGCCACCAGCCCCGACCCGGACGAGGCCCGGGCUCCCCGGCCGCGUGAUGCAGCCUAAAAAAGGCGCAGAACCGCACGUGUCCCCGCGGGCACCUGGGGCCUCCCCCGCCGCCGCCCAAUCGCCGCGGCCGCCUUGCGCUCGGGCCACCAGGAGAGCGGGCCCGGCAGACCCGCCGCCGCCGCCAUGCGGUUCCGGUUCGGGGUGGUGGUGCCGCCCGCCGUGGCCGGCGCCGGGCCGGAGCUGCUGGUCGUGGGGUCGCGGCCCGAGCUGGGGCGCUGGGAGCCGCGCGGGGCGGUGCGCCUGAGGCCGGCGGGCACCGCGGCGGGCGCGGGGGCGCUGGCGCUGCAGGAGCCGGGCCUGUGGCUCGGGGAGGUGGAGCUGGCGCCCGAGGAGGCGGCGCAGGACGGGGCGGAGCCGGGCCGCGUGGACACGUUCUGGUACAAGUUCCUGAAGCGGGAGCCGGGAGGCGAGCUCUCUUGGGAAGGCAAUGGACCUCAUCAUGACCGUUGCUGUACUUAUAAUGAAAACAACUUGGUGGAUGGUGUUUACUGCCUCCCAAUAGGGCACUGGAUUGAGGCCACUGGGCACACCAAUGAAAUGAAGCAUACAACUGACUUCUAUUUUAAUAUUGCAGGCCACCAAGCCAUGCAUUAUUCAAGAAUUCUACCAAAUAUCUGGCUGGGUAGCUGCCCUCGACAAGUGGAACAUGUAACCAUCAAACUGAAGCAUGAAUUGGGGAUUACAGCUGUAAUGAAUUUCCAGACUGAAUGGGAUAUUGUACAGAAUUCCUCAGGCUGUAACCGCUACCCAGAACCCAUGACUCCAGACACUAUGAUUAAGCUAUAUAAGGAGGAAGGCUUGGUCUACAUCUGGAUGCCGACACCAGAUAUGAGCACUGAAGGCCGAGUGCAGAUGCUGCCCCAGGCCGUGUGCCUCCUGCACGCGCUGCUGGAGAACGGACACACCGUGUACGUGCACUGCAACGCCGGGGUGGGCCGCUCCACGGCGGCCGUCUGCGGCUGGCUCCAGUACGUGAUGGGCUGGAACCUGCGGAAGGUGCAGUACUUCCUCAUGGCCAAGCGGCCGGCUGUCUACAUUGAUGAAGACGAGGCUAGACAGGACACAUUUCUCCUACAAUUUUACAAAGUUAAAUUUAUAAGGCAGCACUGAGUAAUGUGAAGUCCAGCUCCCUUGCUAAAAAUAGCUAAAGAUGACUAUUGUGUUCAAGUAAAUCACAGUCAUAAUAUGUUGUGUAAAAUUUAAUCUUAAAAAUGGAAUAUUUUUAGUUGCGUGUGUGUGUGUAUGAAUUUCCUUAACAUCUGGAAAAUCCAGCUAAAUAAUUUCCACCAUAGAAAGACUUUUUUGGCGUGAAUUUUUUCCAUUUGUCCCUUUUUGCUCUGAUAGACAAAAUCAGUUUAGGACUACUAAAGAAUGUUUUGGAAUAAACUCUCUUAUCCUCAAUGAAUGGAAUGUCUAAUGUAUUUCAAAAUCACCUAAAUUUUUUUUGUUAAAUAAAAGCAUUU